GGGAUGGCCUCUCCCACUGUGGUGUUCAACUCAGGGCUCGCAGCUGUGAAAAUCAAGAAACCGAUCAAGACCAAGUUCCGCAUGCCCGUGUUCAACUGGGUCGCCCUCAAACCCAACCAGAUCAAUGGGACAGUCUUCAACGAAAUCGAUGACGAAAGGAUCCUGGAGGAUUUAAACGUGGAUGAGUUUGAAGAAAUAUUCAAGACGAAAGCGCAAGGUCCAGCCAUCGAUCUUACUUCAAGCAAGCAAAAGAUAACACAGAAAGGGUCAAACAAAGUGACAUUGCUGGAUGCCAACAGGGCCAAAAAUCUUGCCAUCACUUUAAGAAAAGCUGGAAAGACGGCGGAUGAAAUCUGCAAAGCUAUUCAUGUAUUUGACCUAAAAACAUUGCCGGUGGAUUUUGUUGAGUGCCUCAUGCGGUUCCUGCCCACGGAGAACGAAGUGAAAGUUCUGCGGCUCUACGAGCGGGAGAGGAAACCCAUCGAGAACCUGUCCGACGAAGACCGCUUCAUGAUGCAGUUCAGCAAGAUCGAGAGGCUGAUGCAGAAGAUGACCAUCAUGGCCUUUAUAGGCAACUUUGCAGAAAGCAUCCAGAUGCUGACCCCACAACUUCACGCAAUAAUAGCUGCGUCAGUCUCAAUAAAGUCAUCGCAGAAGUUAAAGAAAAUACUGGAGAUAAUCCUGGCUCUGGGAAACUACAUGAACAGCAGUAAACGAGGAGCUGUGUAUGGAUUUAAGCUGCAGAGUUUAGACCUGCUCCUAGAGACAAAGUCGACAGAUCGAAAGCAGACCCUGCUGCACUACAUUUCAAACGUGGUCAAGGAGAAGUACCAGCACGUGUCUCUCUUUUACAACGAGCUUCAUUACGUGGAGAAGGCUGCUGCAGUGUCUCUCGAAAACGUCCUCUUGGAUGUGAAGGAGCUGCAGAGGGGCCUGGAUCUGACAAAGCGCGAGUACACCAUGCACGACCACAACACGAUGCUGAAGGAGUUCAUUCAGAACAAUGAGGGGAAGCUCAAGAAACUGCAGGACGAUGCCAAAAUAGCCCAGGACGCCUUUGAUGAUGCUGUGAAGUACUUUGGGGAGAACCCCAAGACGACACCUCCCUCGGUCUUUUUCCCAGUGUUUGUCCGGUUUGUGAAGGCCUACAAGCAAGCAGAAGAAGAGAAUGAAUUGAGAAAAAAGCAAGAACAGGCCUUAAUGGAAAAACUUAUGGAGCAAGAAGCAUUGAUGGAGCAACAAGACCAAAAGUCCCCUUCGCAUAAAACAAAGAGGCAGCAGCAGGAGCUGAUCGCGGAGCUCCGGCGGCGGCAGGUCAAGGAUAACAGGCACGUGUACGAAGGGAAGGACGGUGCUAUCGAAGAUAUUAUAACAGAUCUUAGAACCCAGCCGUACCGACGGGCCGACGCGGUGAGGAGAAGCGUCCGGCGGCGCUUCGAUGAUCAGAACUUGCGCUCCGCCAACGGGGCUGAAAUAACCAUGUGA
Messenger RNA from Apaloderma vittatum (bar-tailed trogon), 1485 nucleotides. Its product is annotated as formin-like protein 2. Gene Ontology annotation, biological process: regulation of cell shape; cortical actin cytoskeleton organization; cell migration. Gene Ontology annotation, molecular function: actin filament binding. Gene Ontology annotation, cellular component: cytosol. The record is from RefSeq and is a predicted model, not a curated record. The transcript has 12 exons. The coding region runs from base 4 to 1485 and encodes 493 amino acids. NCBI's taxonomy places the organism in Eukaryota, Metazoa, Chordata, Aves, Trogoniformes, Trogonidae.